AUGCACAUCGCGCCUCGAACUCACUCGCCACACUUGAGCCAAACUGCACCAAGCAGCCCAGGCUUACGCAGGCCCUCGGCCACUCACGUCGCCUGGACGAGACGCUCAUAUGAAAGCAUGCCCCCUGUCACCGCUAUCAUACCCUCCCACCAGCCACACGAUAGCUGUGGGGAUCUUCAUUCAUCUCGAUCACCGGCCGAGACAUUGCGGCACAAGACACAGGCACACCUGCACUUGACCGGCACCACGGCUGCGCAAAAUCAAGAAUUGUGGCGCUUCGACAUCACCGUCUCCUCUUUUCUCAUCGAGGUUUAG
This is a messenger RNA of Diaporthe amygdali, 315 nucleotides long. RefSeq lists its product as uncharacterized. The transcript has a single exon. The coding region runs from base 1 to 315 and encodes 104 amino acids. The record is from RefSeq and is a predicted model, not a curated record. NCBI's taxonomy places the organism in Eukaryota, Fungi, Ascomycota, Sordariomycetes, Diaporthales, Diaporthaceae.